AUGCCAUCAUCAGACGACUCUCCAUCAAUGGCUCGACUACCACCGAAUCUCGUUUCCGUCUUCACCCAAGCUCUCAAGAGCUACCAAACGUCCAACGCGACCUUCCGCGUCCUGUGUUCCUUGACAAAUUCUUCCUUACCAUCCUCGGCAUCACCAUCAGCAGCCGAACCACCCACUCCUCAUCCUCCCCAAGCCCCCAUAAAAUCUCUCCUAGUCCUCGACUCGUCUUUCAACCCGCCUACCCUCGCCCACCGGCGCAUGGCGCUAUCCGCCCUCGCAGACCACGGGCCAUCAGAUAGCGGCGGCGACGGCGAUAACACUCGCACCCCGCGCGUCCUGCUCCUCCUCGCCAUCAACAACGCCGACAAGGCGCCCAAACCAGCCUCCUUCCCGCAGCGGCUCGCGAUGAUGUACAUCUUCGCGCAAGACCUGCUGCUGCGCUGCGCCGAGCCGCCGCCAGCGCAGCGCCGCAGCGCGUGGUGCCAAGGCGUGGACAUCGCGGUGACGACGGAGCCGUAUUUCCACGCGAAAGCCGGGGCCAUUGCCGCGUCGGACUUUUACCACCAGCACAACCAAAACCAAAGCCAAAACGUGCAGGACCAGGGCCCCGAGCAGGUGUACCUAACCGGGUUCGACACCCUGAUCCGCAUCUUCGACCCCAAGUACUACUACUCCCCGCCCCCGGGGUCCGGGGCCAUGGCGUCGGCGCUAGACCCGUUCUUCGCGCGCGCGAAGCUGCGGGUGACGAUGCGCACGGACGCGGAGUGGGGCGACGCGGCGGCGCAGAGGGCGUACGUGAAGGGUCUGAGGGAGGGGGCCCUGGGGCGCGUGGGGGGGAGGACGGAGUGGGUGGAUCGGAUUGAGAUGGUGGAGGGGAGCGGGAAUGGCAGGAAAGAAGGCGAGGAGAAAGAGGAAGAGGAGGUGGUGGCGGUGAGUAGUACGAAGGUCCGGGAGGCGGUGCGGAGGAAAGACUGGGAGGCGCUGGGAAAGCUGGUCAGUGAGGAUGUGGCGGGUUGGAUUCGGCAGGAGGGGUUGUAUGCGGAGGAAGGGGUGUGA
This is a messenger RNA of Daldinia caldariorum, 1056 nucleotides long. RefSeq names its product Nucleotidylyl transferase. Lineage: Eukaryota; Fungi; Ascomycota; Sordariomycetes; Xylariales; Hypoxylaceae. Gene Ontology annotation, molecular function: nicotinamide-nucleotide adenylyltransferase activity; ATP hydrolysis activity. The record is from RefSeq and is a predicted model, not a curated record. The coding region runs from base 1 to 1056 and encodes 351 amino acids. The transcript has a single exon. Gene Ontology annotation, cellular component: cytoplasm; nucleus.